AUGCAGACUUUAGUUACAGUUAUAUCAUCCUCUAGGGCUUCUUCCCCCUUCAUAUAAGACGUGCCAUGAAAGCAGAAUUCUUGCUCAGGAAGGGGAAACUUCAAGGUCCUGUCACAGUUGCUAGCUGACGGACAAUGGAGGACCUGAUUAAUCAGAUGAGGUUUAAGUUUUCUGGGGUAAGACAAGGAAAGGCAGAAGGGGGCAGCAGCCAUAGAGAAAGAAGAAUACCAAUCCAAAGAACCCAAUCCUCUAAAGGAGAAAAGAGAGGCCAGAGCUGGUUUGAAAGACAGCUCUUGAGGCAAAUGAGCAGAAGCAGUAGCCGGCCACAACGCCCAGUGGACGAAUUAGAAGCAACUGCGGUAGCAGCAGCGGCUUUUGCUGUCAACGCCACCCUUGAGGACUCGAUAGGCCCGACCAGUCAGAAAUCAUCAACAACCGUAAGCCCUGAGGCCUCAUCCUUGGCUAAGGCAAAGUCCAGGAAGGAUAAGGGGAGACCACCACCAGAACACGGUGCAUCUCCGUCCCGAUCAUCAGGUGAAGGGUCUAAACUAAGGAGUCAAGGGAGUCCAGAAACUAAGCCCCCAUCGUCACACUUGCAGAGACGCCCGACUUUUGCCGAUCAUCUCGCUGACAGAUCUGAUAGCAGAAGCCCUAAAAUCCCAACACCACCUUCUCCCCCUCCCCCUCCUCCUCCUCCUCCUCCAAGACCCUCACAAUCCAUUAAAAAAACUGCCACUCCUUCAGCUCCUGUAACUUCCAGGCCAAUAAAACCAGAACCUUCAUUCCCAAAACCCAGUAAACCUCCAACUUCUCAGGCCCAACCAAAGGCUGCCUCAAGGCCAGCUUCAAGAGGAGGAACGAAGGCAGACGUGUGGGAGGCAACAGAGAUGGAGAAGAUCAGAGAACGGUACGAGAAGUUGAAUGCAACCAUAGCUUCCUGGGAGGAGGGCAAGAAAAAGAAAGCCAAGGCCAAGUUGGAUAAAACAGAGAGUGAGGUGGCACGAAGGAGAGCAAAAGCGAUGGAGAAGUUCAGGGAAGAGAUGGAGAGCAUCAAUCAGAUCGCAGGCGGAGCACGAGCAGAGGCACAGAAGAGACAGAAGAACGAGGAGUUAAAGGCUAAAGAGAAGGCAAAUAAGUACAGGAGAACCGGGAAAUUUCCCAGGACUUGUUUCUGCUUCUAAGAUGUCACUGGCUUCACAGGGAAUGUAAUUACUCGUCGAAGUUAUGUUUCAGUGAGUUUAACCCAAGCGGUCUUUGUACAGUUUGCAAGAUAAUCAAUAUCACGAAUUGCUCUAUA
Messenger RNA from Punica granatum (pomegranate), 1297 nucleotides. NCBI's taxonomy places the organism in Eukaryota, Viridiplantae, Streptophyta, Magnoliopsida, Myrtales, Lythraceae. The record is from RefSeq and is a predicted model, not a curated record.